Messenger RNA from Blastomyces dermatitidis ER-3, 1053 nucleotides. Its product is annotated as 3' exoribonuclease. Gene Ontology annotation, cellular component: nucleolus; nuclear exosome (RNase complex); cytoplasmic exosome (RNase complex). The record is from RefSeq and is a predicted model, not a curated record. Gene Ontology annotation, biological process: poly(A)-dependent snoRNA 3'-end processing; U4 snRNA 3'-end processing; rRNA catabolic process. NCBI's taxonomy places the organism in Eukaryota, Fungi, Ascomycota, Eurotiomycetes, Onygenales, Ajellomycetaceae. The transcript is spliced from 2 exons. Bases 1 to 1053 code for a protein of 350 amino acids.
AUGGCUGAUAAGAGACGAAUAAAUGGACCUCCUGGGAGCACACGACCACCAGUGUUUGCGUCAUCGUUACUUUCCUCCGACGGCCAACGUUCAGUCGCUCUCGAGCGCCCCAUACGUACUAGAAAACCAGACGAACUGAGAAAAAUAUUUUUAAAGACGGGUCUGAUCCCAUCCGCUUCUGGGUCCGCAUACCUUGAAUUUCAGCCCUCCGCAAUCCUCCACCGGUCGAAAUCGAAAACGCUCAUUCCCCCAUCCUCCUCUCUAAAACUCACUUGUUCUGUCCAUGGACCAAAGCCUCUCCCCCGCUCAGCACCAUUCUCCCCCAACCUCCUCCUCUCCACACAUGUGAAAUUCGCACCAUUUGCAUCCCGACGAAGGAGGGGUUAUAUCCGGGAUGUCAAUGAGAGGGAUCUUGGCGUACACCUCGAAACUGCUUUGAGGGGAGUUAUAAUAGGGGAAAGAUGGCCAAAGAGCGGGCUGGAUAUCACAGUGACGGUACUAGAGGGGGAAGACGACCGUUGGUGGGGCGAUGUUCUGUCCUCCGGCCCACUGGGAGGUAUAGAUGGUUGGGGUUUGAUGAAUGUUCUCGCGGGUUGCAUCACCGUCGCCUCAGCAGCAAUUGCUGACGCUCGGAUAGAUUGCAUGGAUCUUAUUACUGGCGGAAUUGCUGCUUUUGUGGAGAACCCGGACGUUGACACUUCAGAGAGAGCAAAUACCUCGUCCAAGAAAGGCCGUGGCCAGUCGCUAGUAUUGGAUCCGGACCCGUCCGAACACCAAGUAAUUGUGUCCGCCUGUGUUGUGGGAUACAUGCCAUCCCGCGACGAGAUUACCGAACUAUGGCUCAAGGGCGACACCUCAAAUAUAUCCGCUGGGUUGCAGAGUCCAUCCGCAAGUCAUGAAGCGCUAAUAGAUGCAGCUGUUGACGCGGCGCGGGGAGCACAGGCCGUUCUUGCGGAAGCUGUUAGAGAGUCAGCGGAGCGUUUUGCUAUACACGCAGGCAAAAAGCUAGCUUUGUCUGCCCCGGAUACAGAAGAUGUUGAAAUGAAGUUAUAG